AUGGAUUCACAAACCCCUUACGUUUACGACACAAUCCAACCAAAUCAAAUCCGGCUUUUGAGGUUUAUACCAACCGAGAACGGCACAGCUCUCAUACUGGAACCUUUCUCUCUCGAUGAGCCGAUUCCCUCAUAUCGUUGCCUUUCCUACACAUGGGCUUGCCCCGACAGGGGUAUGCAGAAAACCUGGAGUCUGAAAGUAGGAUCAGGGCAUAUUCGAGUCCUUGAUUCUCUCCAGUCCUUCAUUCAGGCACUGAGGCAUAAGGGCAAACUGUUUGAGGGCAGGUGGUGGAUUGAUUUCCUAUGCAUCAACCAAGCCAACCUGGAAGAACGGUCUCAACAAGUCACACACAUGAAGGAUAUCUAUCACAAUGCUGAAGAAGUGGUCAUCUGGCUGGGAGAAGAGUCGAAUGACAGCAACCUUGCCGUCAACUUCAUCAAAAUGCAUGACAAGUUCGAACAACAAGGCAACAGUAUUGAGCAAAUUCGUAAAGCGUUCAACGGGGUGGGUGAAUAUACGGCACACUGGAUAGCGCUGUCCAACUUUCUGUCUCGCAAAUGGUGGUCGAGAAUCUGGACAAUACAAGAGUUUGCAGUGCCGUUGAACAUCAUCUUCUGGGUUGGUCUGGACGAGGUUAGCAAGCUCGCUGUAUGCCGAAGUAUCUUCAUCGCAGACAAAUGCACUCAAUCAGGCAUCAAAGAAACCAUUGCAUUUCGCUACGGCUUUAAUCGGAAAAGAGCUUGGGACUUGUACAGGGCUGAUCCGAAAGGCGUCCGUUCGGGGCGGACUCUGCUAGCGCUCACUGCUUACUUCUGCUUCAUGGAUGCAACCGACGAUCGAGAUCGUUUGUAUGGCCUCAUGGCUCUAUCGACCGACGGGAAUACGCUUUUGGACGUCGAUUACUCACUCACUUGUGAAGAGGUGUACAUGAAAUUUGCAAAGGCUUUCAUCACCAAACACAAAUCCCUAGAUAUCAUAUGCUUCGCCGGAAUAUACAGCGCGGCAUCCAGCUCUUCGCUGCCAUCUUGGGUGCCUGACUGGCAUUGGAGAAAUGCAUUCCAUGUCACUCCUUUAAUGGUCAGUCAGUCUCAUAACAAGCAGAUCGGGAAUCUUCGGGCGCCCCAAUCCAUUACAGAUGAGCCCUGUGUAUACUACGCGGCGUCAGGCAACAGACCUCCUACCUAUGAGUUUCAAGGCUCUAAGCUAUGCGUGGGAGGAGUUAUUUUGGACACCAUCGAUGGAAUAGGCGGCUCUGCCAAUGCAACAUUUGUCCAAAGUUCAAACAACUCUAUCCAAGCAUCAGACAAAACCGCAAAGCCACUAUCGUCAACGGACAUACUGAAGAGCAUAUGCAAAGCCUUAGUGUGGGACCGCAAAGAUCGCUUCUUGAUGUUCGAUAUGCCUGCUGAAGAGUUCUUCUACGACUUCAUACGUCUCUGCGCACCGCUCGCGGACCCCGACUCACAAACAACCGUCCUUCCUGAAUUGAGGGAAUGGUUCCAGCGGACAGCUUCCCUCCAAAUCUACGGACGAUCCUUUGAAAGCAUUCUACGUGACAGUAGUCAAACAGGCAUCGACUUCUCCGGUCCGUCUCCAAACGAUGACGAAUACAUUCAGGACUCCUUCAUUGGUCGAUUCUUCGAUACAAUCAUAAGACUCUCCACGCGUCUUACUGUAACCGCUUCUGGUCGCAUUGGCAUGGUCGGAGAGAAAGCGAUGAAGGGCGAUCUAGUCUGUAUUCUCUACGGCUGCAGCGUUCCUGUCCUGCUACGAAAGUUAGGUGACAGCGACGAUUUCACUUUUGUGGGUGAAUGUUUCCUUGAUGGCUGUAUGGAUGGUUCGAUUCUGGAGCAGGAAGAACUCGCAGAGAAGACAUUCUGCGUACAAUAG
This is a messenger RNA of Bipolaris victoriae FI3, 1890 nucleotides long. RefSeq lists its product as hypothetical. The record is from RefSeq and is a predicted model, not a curated record. Bases 1 to 1890 code for a protein of 629 amino acids. Lineage: Eukaryota; Fungi; Ascomycota; Dothideomycetes; Pleosporales; Pleosporaceae. The transcript has a single exon.